Wasmannia auropunctata (little fire ant) is the source of this 716-nucleotide messenger RNA. Its product is annotated as cuticle protein 76-like. The record is from RefSeq and is a predicted model, not a curated record. The transcript has 2 exons. NCBI's taxonomy places the organism in Eukaryota, Metazoa, Arthropoda, Insecta, Hymenoptera, Formicidae. Bases 16 to 570 code for a protein of 184 amino acids.
CACCAUGGGCGAACCAUGUGGGUACCGAAAGAUUUCGUGUGGCUCGUCGUUUGUCUGCCAAGUAUAAAAGUACCGAUUGUCACGGAUUGUAGCAUUCGUAUUUCGGUUCAGACGCAAAUAAAGUCGUUGCAGAAUCUUCCCCGCAUAGCAAUAAUGGCAGCUAAGCUAUUCGUAAUCGCUUGCAUCUUGGCCGCGGCCAACGCCGGCUACAUCGGAGUGCCUUCCGCUCUGCAGUAUCACGAGUUCACGCCGAUAGCGCACGUUGAACCCCAUGCCAUCACGUCGACGUCCGACAAUAUACUUCGCAGCCCCGGCAAUCUCGCGCAGGUGGCCACGCAAACGAAGACCAUCGACACGCCGUUCUCCAGCUCGAGCAAGACCGACAUCCGCGUGACUAAUCCGGCCGUCACCACCUACGCUCAUCUCGCUCAUCCAGCCCCGUUGACGUACGCCGCAGCCGCUUUACCCGCGGCCGUGCGCCCGGCUGCUCUCGGAGUCGCUUACUCGCCGGCCGUCGAAGUGUCUCACAUGAGCUACAGCAGCCCGAUCGGAAUCGCCUAUGCCUAUUAAGCGUCGAUUGUAUCAGACGCGACUUUAUUAUGAUAUACAUAUAUUUAUUCGAAAAUUCUCGACACCUGUAACUACUUCUGCGUACGUGGCAAAUUAAUGACACUACAAUGUAAGUAGUUGCGCAAUAAAAAUCCUACUUUAUUCUA